AUUUAAUUCGUGUGCUUUAUUUUAAAUGACAUUUUCGAAUUAUUUUUAUUAUGAAGGUUUAACCUUUAGCACGUGUGUGAGUGUGAUUUAUUUUUGAACAGUGGAAAAUUGGUGAAUUUUCUUCCGGAUAUGUGUUACAAUGUACCGUUUAUUAAAAUUAACAAAUUAUUCGACACGAGAUCGUCGAAUUUUAUCACAAUCGUUUUCACAUGUUGUGAAAUCGAAUAAUCCUUGUAGUUUUUGUAACAUCACACAUCGAACUCAUGGCAUUUUUAAAACAGGCUUUCGUCGAUAUCAAUCGACGCAGGAAUGUUUACAACCAAAUGCGAAAAUCAAGAAAAGAAUACGAAAAAGUAAAAAGUUAAGCACAGAAUUAUUAAGUGAAGAUAUGAAAACAGAAGCGUUGACUGAGACCCGAAUGUCUGUUGGUAAAUUUAAUAAAAAACAUUUAUUUUUACUCACAAAUUCAAAAUUUGAAGUAGAUGAAUUACAAAAGGCAACAUACUCGAAUAAUUUUAGUAGUUUUGCCAAGCAUACCAAUCCAAAAUCAGUAUUACAUGACGAUUUACCCAAUGAUUUAUUACUACAUGAUCAUUUUGAUUCGAUAAAAUCAUCAGAAAGUUUAUUAGAUGAUCCAGAAGUUCAUAAAAAUUUUAUUGAAGAAUUGGAGGAUCAUCAAACUUUUGACGAUGGUACAACGGAACAGAUUAUAUCGAAUACCAUGACUACAGCUUCGGAUUGCGUUGAUAAGAAGAAACCUACUAGGAGAAAGCGCUCGAAAAAAGAUGCAGAUUUUACGGAGAAUAUGAAAAAAUUCCAAGAACUAGAAAAACAAGCAAAAUCCGAAUCAUUAUCUCGUAUUGUUUUAGCUUACGCUGAUUUAUGUGUAGCGCACGAUAAAACAAAUCGAGGUUUACAAGCGUUAUAUUACUAUUUGGAUCGAGCACGUCGUAAUGCUCAAAUGCCAAAAAUCUUAAACAUAAAAGUUUAUAAUUGUUUGAUUGAGGGUUUCGCUGCCAAAGGCAAUUAUAGUAAAGUUGGUGAAGUACUUUCAAUUAUGAAAAAAGAAAAUAUUUUACCAAAUUUACAAACAUAUGUUGGAAUUUUUGAAUGUUUGGGUCAUCUAGCUGAAAAAGAUUCGAUAAAAUUAUUGGAAAGUUAUCGGAAAGAUAUUGAGUCUAAAGGUUAUCAAUUAAACGAUUUAUUAGAUAAAGGCAUGUUUAUUGGAACACGUCGUGAAUCUGUUCUAGUUGCAAUACGUCGAUUAAUACCCGAUUUCGAACCGAAAUACACCAAACCAAAUAUUCAAUACAAUUGUGAUUUAUUAAAUCAAUUAAAUCAUCCAGAUCAGAUUAAUCUACUUGAAAAUUUAUCAAAAUUAGUUCAAAACGAUCAUCAAAAUAUAAAAUUUUUAAAUUCAAAUAUCAAUCAAUUGGAUAAUGAUCUCUUUAUUACCGAUAUUAAACAUAAAAAUAAUAUUGAAAUAAAACGAACACAAUUAUUGGCAAAUAUACAAAAUUUAUUAACACGUAAAUCAUUAAAUUUGGAAUCAACACUUGAAACAAAUACAUAUGAUCCAUUAACAAGUAAUUUUAGUACAUUUAUACCUGUUACAUCUUGUACGAAUAAUAUUGAAAUGAUGGCGGCUGCAUCAUCAUCACACACGGCUUCUUCAACCACGGCAACAACUGCAACGUUACCAAAUUUUUCAAGUUUUAAAAAUUUUGUUGAAGAGUAUAUUAAAGUUUAUGUACCGGCUAAACCGAAUAUUGAAUCGGGAAUUAAGGUUAAUAUUAAGGAUGAUAAGAAAUUGAAGAUGUUUACAACAGAGGAAUUGAAACAGAGAGCAAAGGAACAGAUUAAAUUGGAACAGAAUGGAUUCAUUCAAGUGAAUUCGAUUGUUAAACAAAAUGAAGAUCCUGUAGAAGUUGUUAAUCAUUUCCGUACGAAAUUAAAAGAGACUGAAGCACAUUGGACCAAAGUAAUAAAAACAAGUAUAUCACGUGACUUACAAGCAUUACAAUCGCAAACACAAGCUACAGGAGGUGCAAGAGGAACACCUAGUUUACAUGAAUGUUUACAUGCGUUACCAAUUGAUGAUCUAGUACAAAUUGUUUUACAAGAAGUGCGAAAAGUUAGUGAAGGUUCUGAAACAUAUAGUCCAACAUUAUCGCAAUUAUACAGGGAAAUUGGACAAGUUGUUCAUUCAAGGUAUCAAGUGAAAUUAAAACAAUCAAAUGGUGUAUUAGAUAAAGUUGAUAAUAUUUAUGGGAAAUAUUGUGAUUGGUAUGCAAAUUAUUAUUUACGGAAUGAUCAUAAAGAGCGUACUAUUAACUCACGACAAUAUUGGCAAGCUUUAGUUUAUGCCGAUCAAACGGGUCCAACAUUGAAUAAUGAGGAUCGUAUAUGGCCAUUUACAUUAAUCGUUGCUGUUGGAAAAUUCUUGUACAAUAUUAUUUUGAAAGAUUUGAAAAUUAACGUUAAUGCUGUCAAAUUGAAGAGUAAACAGAGUAAACUUCUCCCAGCAUUCUAUACGUUAUUUCGCACCCAAGGUCAUAUUGUUAAAGAAGAAAUCAAAGCUCAUCCAGUGAUAACUCGUUUAUUCCAAGGUGCUGCUUUACCACAAAUUACAUUCCAUGCUAGUUUAUUACCUAUGUAUUGUCCGCCAAAACCAUGGGUCGACUAUAAUGGUGGGGGAUAUUUAGUUACACACACCGAUAUGCUACGUUUACCGCCACAAGCGACGCAACAAAUUGAACGUGUUACCCAACAUUCAGAUAAAACGCAACUGUAUCCUUCGUUCGAUUCACUAAAUCAAUUGGGCGCAGUACCAUGGUGUGUUAAUGAACCAAUAUUGGAUUUAUUAAUUGAUAUAUUCCAAUCGGGUGGAAGUUCUCGCUUAGGAGUAGCCCAGCAUCCAUCAACAUGUCCUGCACCACCACCACUUGGUGAAAAUCCAACAAAACAAGAACGAUUUCAAGCGUUUCGAUUGCGGUUAGCAGUACGUCGACGUAAAGCUGAAAUGUAUUCACUUUGGUGUGAUGCGUUAUAUCGUUUAUCGUUAGCCAAUCAUUUUCGUGGAAAAAUAUUUUGGCUACCUCAUAAUAUGGAUUUCCGUGGUCGAGUUUAUCCAGUUCCGCCACACUUAACUCAUUUAGGUUCGGAUUUAGCCCGAUCGUUACUUGUAUUCGCGGAUAAACAACCGUUAGGUCCACAUGGAUUACGUUGGUUAAAAUUACAUCUGGUGAAUUUAUGUGGUACAAAAAAACGUUUCUCCAUUGAAGAACGAUUAGAAUAUAUUAAUACGGUAAUGAAUGAAAUAUUCGAUUCAGCGGAUAAUCCUCUAAAUGGACGUAUGUGGUGGGCUGAAUCUGAAGAACCCUGGCAAACUUUGGCAUGUUGUAAAGAAAUCGCGAACGCAAUACGUUCUCCAGAUCAUACAAAAUAUAUGACAAAUUAUCCAGUUCAUCAAGAUGGCUCAUGUAACGGCCUACAACAUUAUGCAGCUUUGGGUCGUGAUACAGCUGGGGCGAAAUCUGUGAAUUUGACACCCUCGGAAUACGCACAAGAUGUGUAUAGUGCGGUAGCAACAUUAGUAGAAGAACAACGUAAAAAGGAUGCAGAACAAGGUGUGCCAAUCGCAAAAGUUUUAGAUGGAUUUGUACAGCGUAAAGUAAUCAAACAGACUGUUAUGACAACCGUUUACGGAGUUACACGAUUUGGGGCACGAUUACAAAUUGCUAAACAAUUAAAAGAUUUAGAUGAUUUCCCGAAAGAAAGUGUAUGGCAAGCAUCAUCGUACUUAACAACGAAAACAUUCGAAUCGUUACGAUCGAUGUUUACAUCAACACGUGAGAUUCAAGAUUGGUUUACGGAUUGUGCUCGUUUUAUAUCCGGACAAUGUUUACAAAAUGUGGAAUGGAUAACACCAUUAGGUUUACCGGUUGUACAACCGUAUAAUCGCUAUCGUAAACUUGAUCAUACAAGUCAUUCGAAAAAUUAUAUUUCUGAACAUUAUGCGAUGGAUUCGUUCGAACGCCCUAAUGUUAUGAAACAAAAAAAUGCAUUUCCACCAAAUUUUAUACAUUCUCUGGAUUCUAGUCACAUGAUGUUAACGUCGAUAUAUUGUGAACGAGCUGGAAUAUCGUUUGUAUCGGUUCACGAUUGUUUUUGGACACAUCCAAGCACUGUUCAAACUAUGAACAAGAUUUGCCGAGAACAAUUUGUUGCCCUACAUUCACAACCAAUUUUAGAAAAUUUAUCGGAAUUUUUAUGUGAUAGAUAUAUAAUUCAAAAUACAUCAAAUGAAAAUAUUGAUGGAAAAUCGUUUAAAAUCUUAAGGAAAUUACCACAAAUCGGAGAUUUCAAUUUAGAUAGUGUAUUAAAAUCGGUAUAUUUUUUUAGCUAGUUGAGUUAAUUUUUUUUUUAAUUUAGCUAGUAAUUUCCAAAGCACAAGGAUCUACUUCAUUUUUCAACAACAUCCACACAGCUUUAUUGUUAAUUUUUGUUGUC
Molecule: messenger RNA, 4512 nt
Organism: Chrysoperla carnea
Lineage: Eukaryota; Metazoa; Arthropoda; Insecta; Neuroptera; Chrysopidae
Gene: mtRNApol
Product: DNA-directed RNA polymerase, mitochondrial
Exons: 11
Coding region: 140-4408 (1422 amino acids)
Biological process (GO): mitochondrial transcription
Cellular component (GO): mitochondrial DNA-directed RNA polymerase complex
Molecular function (GO): DNA-directed RNA polymerase activity; protein binding; mitochondrial promoter sequence-specific DNA binding
Source: RefSeq, a predicted model, not a curated record